Culex quinquefasciatus (southern house mosquito) is the source of this 586-nucleotide messenger RNA. RefSeq lists its product as uncharacterized. Bases 136 to 444 code for a protein of 102 amino acids. NCBI's taxonomy places the organism in Eukaryota, Metazoa, Arthropoda, Insecta, Diptera, Culicidae. The record is from RefSeq and is a predicted model, not a curated record. The transcript has 2 exons.
GUAGGCUAAGAAAAAAUCAAAUUAAAGUCGUCUGUCAAUUUGAGAAAACCGUGAUAAUGCGCUCUGUUCGUAUUUUUUCUGUAUUUUAGAGGAAUUCCUAAAUUAAACAUUUUUUUUGAAGAUUUUUUUGUAGAGAUGGCGACGGCGGCCGUGACAUCGUCCGGAAAGGCCGGAACGAUGACGUUGUCAAUUAGAGUGUGGGUGAAGCCGAAAGUGAAGCAGCUGUUUAAGCGACAGUGUUGUCGCUGCGUAAAUGCGACGGCUACUCCGGGACCUUCUGUGGGCAUCGGUUACCGUGUUAUGUCGUUUCCAAGUCCUGUUUGGACUCAAGCUGUUGGGACCCGUAUCGGGUCGAUGGCAGGAAGGUCCACCCUCACAUUCCAGAGCUGCAGAACCUUGAGAUCAACUUGCACAACGCAACAGCCAGCGAGGCACUCUCCAUAGUCACGACCACCGUACUGGCGUCCUAAUCCACCAGGGACGUUAACUUGGUAGUUGGUUCCGGCCCGGGAGGUGGCCAAAAUCUACGACAAGCUUACUUUUACAAAAAAAAAAAAUACAAAUUGAAUGUGAUGUAAACUGUGAA